AUGACUGACUUUGAUCUGUCGUAUACUCCCUGCCUGCUGGAUGAUGAUAUUUUCACCUUUGAGACAUGCGAUCGUAGUGAAGUUCAAAUACUAGAUACAACACAAGAGUCUGACAUCACAGGUGGCGUAUCCGAGUCUGAGUUCCAGAAUUCCCUCAACGCCCUUUUCAAGACCAUUGUUGAAGAACACUGCGACGAUGAAUCGGAUAAUACAUCAGUGUCCACAGAUUUGGAUAGAACUCCUCCCUUGACGUCUCUCCUUGCAGUUUGCGACACAGAAACAGAAAUACACACGCCCUGUUCUCCCCCACCAUCAUUCUUUCACAGAAAUGGCCCAGUCGACACCCCACGCACCAGUCCAUCGCCCACAGAAUCGUCUGUUGCAGUCAACCCAUUGCUGGACAAUGACCUCCGAGAUGUCUUGGAUUCCGAGUGCAAGCAGACCACAUUUCCUAGUACGCUCUUUCAGUCCAUGUUGACAGAAAACAGCAUACCACCAACAAUCCGAGAGUGCGAACUGCUGAAAAGAUUCCGUCUCCUGGAAAAGUCCAAUGCAGACCAGGUGCGAGAGCUUUCUACGUUGUUUCGUUUCCAUGCAUCCAGUAUUGAGAUGAGGAGGAUGGACGUAAUGGCAGAUACCAGCCUGACGUCCCAUUACCGUGACUGGCUCAGUCAUCACUUUGACAGGCAAAUACAUCAGGUGAUUGACCGAGUGGAGAAAAGUCUCAGUCUUCUGGAAGAGAAAGAGAAGAAAAGUGUGGAGAAUCAGAUGAACUUCCUCGUCCCGGGAGUCAAGCGGAGACCACCAUUGUCCAAGCGAGCCGUACAGCUCAUGGAGGGUUGGUACCAGUCCAAUCUGCAUCAUCCCUAUCCUUCUGCCAUAGUAUGUGAAUCUCUGGCAGUCGCCGGUAACGUCACCGUCGAUCAAGUCAAGAAGUGGUUCGGUAACAAACGCAACAGGAGCAGCAACACCAGAACAAGAUCGGAAAUCGCCAAGAGGAAAUUCCGUAAUCGCCAUGGGAUUCAGGAAUAUGAUAUCCUCAGGGCUCUUGAGUGUGGCUACUAACUCUUCAGACACUUAUGUUUACGCACGUACUGAAUCUGGUGCAAAAUAGUGCUAUGUAUGUUUGCUUGAGUUGUAUAUUGCCGUGUAUUCAUUAUGCCAGUUGUAGCAUAGACUUGAAGUAUUUUUUGAAUGAAGCGACAGAGUGCUUAUUUGUUAUGUUUGUACAAUAAAUAAUAACAUCA
Haliotis rubra (blacklip abalone) is the source of this 1247-nucleotide messenger RNA. RefSeq lists its product as uncharacterized. Gene Ontology annotation, molecular function: DNA binding. The transcript has 4 exons. Gene Ontology annotation, biological process: regulation of DNA-templated transcription. Bases 1 to 1065 code for a protein of 354 amino acids. The record is from RefSeq and is a predicted model, not a curated record. Lineage: Eukaryota; Metazoa; Mollusca; Gastropoda; Lepetellida; Haliotidae.